This is a messenger RNA of Kazachstania africana CBS 2517, 1227 nucleotides long. It is a transcript of the gene MGR1, whose product is annotated as Mgr1p. The record is from RefSeq and is a predicted model, not a curated record. Gene Ontology annotation, cellular component: mitochondrial inner membrane. Bases 1 to 1227 code for a protein of 408 amino acids. NCBI's taxonomy places the organism in Eukaryota, Fungi, Ascomycota, Saccharomycetes, Saccharomycetales, Saccharomycetaceae. The transcript has a single exon.
AUGGCAGUGUAUACUCCUUCAGGUAAUAAUAAUAAUAGUGGGAUCAAUGAUAAUGAUGUCGGUUCAGCAAGUGAAAUGGAGAAAUUUUUCGUACGACCAAGUCUUGGUUUGAAAUUAUGGGGACCAUUAGUACCAGCAUCAGACAACAGGACAGGUCUCUGGACGUUGCUAACGAUACAGACUGUGGUUGGAAUUGGCUGUUUCAAACGAUUCAACAGCUUACGCAGGGCACAUCAAGUGAUAAAGACUAAUAUAUCAAGAUUACCCACAUUGAACAGAUUUUCCAAGACUGAUAAGAUAAUUUCAAUCGAAUCUAAACCAUUGCAGAAGUUAAGUAGGUGGGAUACGACGAAAAAAUUCAUUUAUUUGUUCAGUGGUACAGUAAUUUUAUCACAAUCUCUAUUAGAGCUUUGCAGACUCUCCUUACUCAAAUACGAUCCAUGGUACGAGGAAGCAAGAUGUGCUAGGGAUAAAAAGUUCUUCAACGACAUUAUAAAAUAUUAUAACGAAGGUAUAGAUCCAACGAAGAUCCAAGUUAAAGUGAAGAGGUCCGGUGGUGAUGACAGUGUUAGCGUGAAUCCCAACGUAAAUGAAAUAAAGCAAAGCGUAGCCAUAGUUAGGGCACAAAAUGAGGCAAGUAACCCAAUAAUUAAGUGGUAUGGUCCAAUAGAAUUGGAGCCAAUGUCAUUUAAUGACUAUUUAGGGAGAAUGGAGUAUUACUUACACAUGAUGGAACUCUUACAAAGUAGAAAAAUCCGUAACAACGAUGACAAUAAUUCUACAAAUAUGCUGUUAAAUAUUAUCUCCUAUUCAAAUGAUGAAAUAGAGAAGGUCAUUGAGAAAAAUAAACAAACAAGGGACGUCAUAAUGUCAGAUUUGUCAAAAGAAAUCUCCUUACAACAAGACAAUAGCAAUGAUGCCGAGGAAGAGCCUGGCCUAAGACAAGACAUCACGAAAUCUAUAUCUUCAAUGAUGGAACAGAAAAGGAAACAAAAAGUCGAACACUCAUCUAAUUUACUUGUGCCCCCCAGAAAUGUCAUUCUGGAUCCCAUACAAGUCAAAACUUCCGAAGAUAUCGACCUUAAUGAGAUAUGGUCACUAUACGACCCAUGGAUGAACCUGGGACUCGACACUUCAUUAAGUAUCAAAUUCAUCCCUACUGUAAUUACCCCUAAUGAUGCACAAUCCACAGAGGAUCAGAGUCAUUCAAGAGAUGAUGAGGAAUGA